Wyeomyia smithii (pitcher-plant mosquito) is the source of this 1233-nucleotide messenger RNA. RefSeq lists its product as uncharacterized. NCBI's taxonomy places the organism in Eukaryota, Metazoa, Arthropoda, Insecta, Diptera, Culicidae. The record is from RefSeq and is a predicted model, not a curated record. The transcript has a single exon. The coding region runs from base 1 to 1233 and encodes 410 amino acids.
AUGCGCGUGAUGACCUUCGGCGCGUGUUGUUCCUCAAGCAGUGCCCAAUAUGCAAAAAACAUAAACGCAGAGCGAAUGAGCGGACAAUACCCAAAAGCAGCGGACAUCAUUCAAAGGCGUCACUACGUGGACGACAUGUUGAUAAGCGUCGAUACGGAAGAAGAAGCAAUACAGUUGGCAAGGCAAGUGAGGUUCAUACACGAGCAAGGAGGCUUUGAAAUCAGAAACUGGACCAGCAAUUCUCAACGAGUGUUGGCAGCUUUGAAUGAAGGCAGAACCAUCGAGAAGAAUCUUGACAUCUCGCCGGAGUUGGCAACAGAAAAGGUGUUGGGAAUGUGGUGGUGCACUGCAUCCGAUGUUUUCACCUAUAAAAUUGGAUGGAACCGUUAUGAACAAUCUCUUCUGCAGGGUCAUCGACGUCCAACCAAACGUGAAAUGCUUCGAGUGUUGAUGUCCAUGUUCGACCCUCUAGGGCCAAUUGCACAUUUCUUGAUGUACCUGAAGGUUCUCCUCCAAGAAGUCUGGCGGUCCGGUGUAAAUUGGGAUGAAGAAAUCAAUGAUGCACUCUUCACUAAGUGGCGUGCAUGGCUCCAGGUUCUCCCACAGGUAGAAACACUCAAAAUUAGACGUUGCUACCGUAAGCGACUCCCAGCAAGUUGUACCGCAGGGGAGCUACAUACGUUCGUCGACGCGAGCGAAAAUGGAAUGGCCGCUGCAUGCUAUAUACGUUUCUCCCAGGGUGAAACCACCGAAUGCAGUUUAGUAGCUGCUAAAACCAGAGUAGCUCCCUUAAAGUUUUUUUCAAUCCCAAGGCUUGAACUGCAAGCAGCAGUGCUCGGCGUGCGAUUAUCGCAAGCCGUUGCUGACUCUCUAUCAGUCAACAUAACACGACGAAUAUUUUGGUCAGAUUCCCGUGACGUUAUAUGCUGGGUUAAUUCGGAUCAUUGCCGGUUUAUGCAAUUUGUAGCACAUCGAGUUAGCGAGAUAUUGGACUCCACAGAAGCAGCAGACUGGAGCUGGGUUCCCACCAAACAAAACGUGGCUGACGACGGCACGAAAUGGGUGCAUAAUCCGGUUAUGUCGUCUGAAGACCGCUGGUUUACAGGACCAGAGUUUCUUUGGCGCUCGGACAGGGAUUGGCCGUGUCAGCCGUCAAUAAAUGGUCAAACUGAAACUGAACUACGCCCGUACCGCUACUGCAUUUUCAGACAGCCAAGCCGCUUUUUUGCGUGA